Messenger RNA from Daucus carota subsp. sativus, 1100 nucleotides. RefSeq names its product ethylene-responsive transcription factor 2. Bases 118 to 858 code for a protein of 246 amino acids. Gene Ontology annotation, molecular function: DNA binding; DNA-binding transcription factor activity. Gene Ontology annotation, biological process: ethylene-activated signaling pathway; regulation of DNA-templated transcription. The transcript has a single exon. The record is from RefSeq and is a predicted model, not a curated record. NCBI's taxonomy places the organism in Eukaryota, Viridiplantae, Streptophyta, Magnoliopsida, Apiales, Apiaceae.
CUCACUCACCAAACCUCGAAUUCAUUUCAUUAGUGUAUCCUCCUCUCUCAUUUCUCUCCUCUACAAACAAGUUCGAGUUUUACAGAUAAUUGUUGCAGUAUAUUUAAGCGGUUAAACAUGUCUGAGGUAUGUUUGCCUGCUUUGUAUAACCGAAGCUCGAGUUUUAGUAGCUUGAUUACAUGCUUAUCAUCGGAUUCAUGGGGUGAUUUGCCACUACGAGAAGAUGAUUCUGAAGAUAUGGUCAUCUACAACUUCUUGCGUGAUGCGGUUAGUGUUGGAUGGACGCCGUUUAAUUUCUCGGCUAGUGAAGCUGUUAAGCCUGAGCCAGCCGAUGAAAGCAAGCCGGUUGUUACGAACUCGGCUCCUGUUUCGAUUUCGGUUCCCACUACCUCGGCUCAAGCUGUUGCUAAAACGGAGCCGGCUUCCCCCGCUUCGCCGGCUUCACCGGCGUCCAAGGGAAGGCACUACAGGGGUGUAAGACAGAGGCCAUGGGGGAAAUUCGCGGCGGAGAUAAGAGACCCGGCUAAGAACGGCGCGAGAGUGUGGCUCGGAACUUACGAAACGGCUGAGGAAGCCGCGUUAGCUUAUGACCGAGCGGCUUACAGGAUGCGUGGCUCGAAAGCGUUGUUAAAUUUCCCGCACCGAGCCGGCUCCAAUGAGCCGGACCCCGUGAGGAUCACGGCCAAGAGGAGAUCCUCCCCCGAGCCGACGGCUUCGGGGAGUGACUCCCCUAAGCGCAGAAAGAAGGGGCUGACGGCUGAGAAAGCCGAGCCGGAAGCGGAGAGCCGAGCCAAUGUGUGCACAAUUGAGUGCCCAGUAAAACAAAUGCCAGUUGGAGAACAAUUACUGGUUAGCUAGAUGAAUGCAGGGCUUGUUUGGUUGUGUAAAUAGAAAUGAAUGAUUAUGUGCAAUUGGUUUGUAAUGUCAGUUGCUAUGAAAGUGAGGGAGCGUGGCUAAAGCGCGCGAUGAGACAAUAUCUGUGCUUACUGUUUUGAUAGAUCAUCAGUGAGAUCACUUCGCAUUAUGAUUGUUUAAUUACCGAUUUAGGUACAAAGUAUUGAAAAUGGAACCAUGUCCAAAUCAAGCUAAAUUUUCUUGUC